Molecule: messenger RNA, 903 nt
Organism: Trichoderma harzianum CBS 226.95
Lineage: Eukaryota; Fungi; Ascomycota; Sordariomycetes; Hypocreales; Hypocreaceae
Exons: 2
Coding region: 1-903 (300 amino acids)
Source: RefSeq, a predicted model, not a curated record
AUGGCUGUGGAUGAGUUCGACUACACUCUUGCCCCUAAUGCUGACGACAUUGUGGCAUCUAUCAUCCGCAAUGGCGGCUGUGUCCUCCGGAACUUCAUUACAGACGAGCACAUCCUCGGUACAAUCGAAAAGGACGUCCGUACGCAUAUUCAAGCCGAUAAGCCCUGGGAAGGAGUCGACUUCUUUCCUCCUGAAACCCGCCGUGUUACGGGUUUGGUAGGCAAAUCACACGCUUUUACCAACGCCAUCCCUGCCAACCCUCUGUACCGUACUGUUUGCUCGCGGCUCCUCUCCUCGACUUACAGGUCCUGGUACGGCUAUCAGCUAAACACUACAGUCUCUGAGCCUCAGCUAAGCAACACAAUCGUCUUUUCUAUCGGUCCUGGUGCCAAGCGUCAGGAGCUACAUCGUGAUGACUCAAUUCAUCAUAACAUGCUACAGGAGCUGCAGAGCCAUCAUGACUAUCGCAUUGGGAGAGAUACUAGUGUAGGUCUCUUUGUAGCCGGUAAGAAGACAACGCGAGCAAACGGUGCCACGCGCUUUAUUCCAGGGUCGCAUCUUUGGGGCGAGGAGAGGUGUCCGGAUGAGGCGCUAUCCUACUAUGCCGAGCUAGACCCUGGUGAUGCAUUCAUUAUGCUUGCUUCCUGUUAUCACGGUGGAAGUGCGAAUACGACCACGGAUGAAGAAAGGCUCGUAUACAGUUGUUUCAUGACUAAGGGUUUCCUUCGACAGGAGGAAAACCAGUACUUGGCAAACUCCUAUGAGUAUAUUAAAGAGUACCCGCAGGAGGUACUAAGGCUUAUUGGAUAUUCAGUGAGCAAGCCAUUCUUAGGUUGGGUUAAUCUUGAUGAUCCUCUUAAAAUUCUGUAUGGCGAUGACUUUGAGGGAGAGGGAAUGCGAUGA